CUCAAAGAGAGUUAUCCCGGGACAACUUUCACUGACGGUUGGGACAGUUACACGGAGGCGGAGGCUGUGUUCGUCUGGUUCCGGUUCCGGUUCGGUUCGGUCCGGUCCGGUUCGGAGGGUUGUCGGGUUCCUCUCCUCGGUUGUUUUCGGGUGAAGUUCAGCCCCCCGACCGGAGGCGGAGAGGCACGAGCUUUCGCUCGAGUUGCACGAACCGGGGCUGGGCAUACGAGUAAACAAGCCCGCUAUUAAAAGUCGAAUACCGCUGAUUAUCCGCCAUUAUGGCUCAUUUCAUCACAUGAGACCGAAGCGACGAGGGGAGACGCCGUAAAGCCGCUGUACAAGUAACGUGCCAUGUCCGGUCCCACCUGGCUUCCACCGAGGACUCUGGACAGCCCAGAGCGAGCCAUCCCCCACAUGUCCCACUCAGCCGGGUCAGCGAUCUACCGAGCCCCCAACAAGAAGGGCGUUUCUGACUUCAGGCCAAAAUAUGGCCCCUAUGACCAGAACGGAGGAGGAGGAGGAGGAGGAGGAGGAGGAGGAGGAGGAGGAGAGAUGGCCAACAGGUACAUGGCUACUGGACCCACAGGUGGACCCAUCCAUCAUCCGUCGAGCGAUCACUAUUACGCCCCUCCUCAUGGUCCUACGGAAGAACGCCGCUGGAGCCCGCACAUGGACAGCUACGAGCUUAUGCAUCGUGGGCCCGAAAAGCCAGUGAGUUAUCACUCCAAAAUUGACGCCGACAUCGACUCACUCACCAGCAUGCUCGCUGACCUCGACAGCCACCCGCAGGACGCCAGCACACAACUGUACGACAAUGUGCCUUACAACAAAUACCUCUCAGGGGAUCAUUACAAGCCCAUGCACCAGAACGCAGCCCCUCCUCAGGGUCGGCCAUCCAUGAGUUACCCUCCUCACCCUCAGACCCAAUAUCACCCGGCGCCGCCCUACCCGAGCGAGCACCAGGCACCACAGUACUCCACCUCCCACCAGCAGGACUACUACUCCUCAGCCCCUAAACCCUACCCUCAGCCCGUUCCAGCCUCCUACACCACUGCCUCAACCCCGACGGGACCCAGGUUCAGCGUGCAGGUGAAGACGGCGCAGCCCGUCACCUACUCGCAGACGGGGAGGCAGGCCGAACAGGCCUACACUCCGCCACCGCCUCGCCAGCACGUGUCACGCCCCCAACCCCAGACUCAGGCAAGUCCUCAGGGCUGGUACCCUCCGCACCACGGCUCACAGGCUCAAGAGUUGCACUCGGAGCCGGUGUACAAGGGGGGCGGCUCAGGGUCCGGGGGAAGAGUCAACCAGGUCCCCAUAACCAAGAGGGGGGUGGAAAACAAUCAAACUGGGGGAGGAGCUGCACAGAGUCCUGCUUAUCAGACCAGCAAGCAGGGCAUAGCAACAAGCAGGCCCGAGGAGGAGCUGGACCGACUCACCAAGAAGUUGGUGUACGACAUGAACCACCCACCCACUGAGGACUUUUUCGGCCGCUGUGCCCGCUGCGGGGACAACGUGGUCGGCGACGGCAGCGGCUGCAUCGCCAUGGAGCAGGUGUUCCACGUGGAGUGUUUCACGUGCAUCACCUGCCAUGCCCGUCUCCGGGGGCAGCCGUUCUAUGCCCUGGAGAAGAGGAGCUACUGCGAGAGUUGUUACAUUAGUACACUAGAGCGCUGUUCAAAGUGCUCCAAGCCCAUCCUGGACCGGAUCCUUCGGGCCAUGGGAAAGGCCUACCACCCUCGCUGUUUCACAUGCGUGGUGUGCAACUGCUGCCUGGACGGGGUGCCCUUCACUGUGGACGCCACCUCUCAGAUACACUGCAUAGACGACUUUCAUAGAAAAUAUGCGCCUCGCUGCUCCGUGUGCAGUGAGCCCAUCAUGCCAGAACGGGGCCAGGAGGAGACCGUCAGGAUAGUGGCGCUGGACCGAAGCUUCCAUGUCAACUGUUACGUGUGUGAGGAAUGUGGUCUCCUGCUGUCGUCCGAGGGGGAGGGCCGAGGCUGUUAUCCGCUGGAUGGCCACAUCUUGUGCAAGAGCUGUAGCGCUCGCCGCAUCCAGGACCUCUCGGCCAAAAUCUCCACCGACUGCUAACAGACCCCCCUCUGUCCACUUCCAGGCAGUCUCACCGGUACAAAACACACGGACGGUCGACGUGACACACGCGAUCGAUAUCACGGACGGGAUAUACGUCCCCUAUUAUGUUCUGUCAAGUGAAUUACAUUUUUUUCUUUCCUGUGGUUGCUCUCAUCAUGAAUUGGCAAACAGUGAACAGCAGCGCCCUCUGUUGGUCUGCUGCUGGAAUUACAUUUAUAGAACAUUUUAUCUUUAAGCGUUGCUGAAUGAAGUUGGAGAGUUUCCACAGAGCGACCGCCUCACUACUUCCCUUUCAUUCAAAUUUUCUUCCACAUUAUGUCUUUAUUUUUUUUGUGGUACACAGCUGCCCUGCUUUUCACAUUCAACUCAGUAUUAGUAUCACAGAGGCCUGACCUGCAGGCAGCUUGGGCUCCACUUACCAGUUAUUCACGCCGGUACUACUCAUCUGGACGGAUUUCAGGCUUAAAUUGAUUUAGGCCUUAAAAUGUUUUUUUUUGUUUGUUUUUUAGAGAAGCGACGUAAAUAAUAAUCAGGACAUAAACACGUCAGAGAGCAAAACUGCCUCCUAAACAAGCAUAUAAAAAAAAACCAACCAUGAAGAGGCUGUGACGUUACAUAACAGGCUGGUUUGGUUUGGAAGCCGUGUAACCGCUAGUGCAGUGGACCUUGCAGUGUGUAGCCUCAGGGCACAAGAAAUCCACAAUAACAUUUUUUAAAUGUCUACGAUACGCAAUCUCGCUUGGUUUUUUUUGUUAUAAAUUUGUUGAUCGGUUGAUACUUGACUGUUACAUUGAAGAAGACGAUGGUGCAAUGAAGUCAAAACGCUUUUUCUUCUGUCUUAAGGAAAAAAGGCUGUCGCUCACUUGUGUGGCUCCAAAACAUCCGACUGUGAAGCUCGGGGCUCACGUCUGUAUCUGUGGGGAAACUGAAGUCGUAGUGAAUCUGAAAGAAGAUUGGUUAGAUUUGUUUACUCGACAAACACUUUCACAAACUUGAUUUACAUUAGACAAAAUUUAAAGUGGAAUUUAACGCGAUGAAUCUCGCCCCCGCUCCAACAGUUACAUUACACGUCCUCACGUGAAGUUUAUUUUUUAUUUUUGUUCACCCUUGCACUCGUGUGGGCCAAUGUCUUCACGUUCUGAGACUCUGGUGCCGCAGUGUCUGUUACGAUUGGGUGUAACUGCCGUCUUUCCGUCCGCAUUUUGUACGUGUGCGCGCGUGUGUGUGUGUAACUUAAAGGGCUAGAAAUUUGGAAAAAAAACCUUACUGUACCUCAAGGAUGUCAUUCAGUUUCAUAGCAAUCCUCGUGUGGAACUGGGCUUUUUCUGUGAAUUCUGCUCGUUUUGUGACAGAACUCGAUCGUGCUCAAAAACAGUAUAGUAGUCCUCAUCUCUUGUUAAUUUAUCUCAUGAUGUGUAUAUAUACCGCUUUAUAUCGCCGAUGUUAUCAUUUCACUAAUGCUCAGUUGUGUCAUUUUUUUUGGAAACCCCUAAUCAUGCCAACUCAUCCAUUUUAAUAUCCCGACGGUAUGUUCUGUCUGAAAUGCUGUGAAUUGGAGCUCGUCGAUCAAAGCCCACGGUACUGAAUUCACACGGAAGAGGAGGAGGAGGCGGCCAUUUUGCUCCGAUUAACAGGCUGUCGAAGUAGAAAUGACAGUAAAUUACAUGCAUGUGAAGCCAAUGGUGGAAUUGCUCCUAAUGCAGGUUGUAGCAACAGAAUUGAUUAUUAAAAUGUCAUCAAGUUCA
Scophthalmus maximus (turbot) is the source of this 3839-nucleotide messenger RNA. It is a transcript of the gene trip6, whose product is annotated as thyroid hormone receptor interactor 6. NCBI's taxonomy places the organism in Eukaryota, Metazoa, Chordata, Actinopteri, Pleuronectiformes, Scophthalmidae. Gene Ontology annotation, cellular component: stress fiber; focal adhesion. The coding region runs from base 352 to 2091 and encodes 579 amino acids. Gene Ontology annotation, biological process: cell-cell adhesion. The record is from RefSeq and is a predicted model, not a curated record. The transcript has 11 exons.